Molecule: messenger RNA, 1570 nt
Organism: Grammomys surdaster
Lineage: Eukaryota; Metazoa; Chordata; Mammalia; Rodentia; Muridae
Gene: Ldaf1
Product: transmembrane protein 159
Exons: 6
Coding region: 224-745 (173 amino acids)
Source: RefSeq, a predicted model, not a curated record
GCUGGUGAGGAGGGGCAAGUCCAACUCUCACCCCAAUCACGCCUGUGUCCCUUCUCCCUUCCACUUCGCUUUGCGCCCUCUGUGGCUGCGGGGCGGGGUACCGCGUCAGCCAGCACCAGUGAUAACAAGAGACAGGAUGGCAUGAGCGACUGGGCUACAUGCUACAGUAAUGCACUUCCUGGUAGAGGGUUUCCUCUAGAGUGAGACUGAGAGACAUUUCAAGAUGGCCAAAGAAGAGACCCCAAGUGUUUCCAGAGACUUACAGGAGCUGCAAAGGAGGCUGGGUUUGCUGUUAGAGUCUUUCCAGAACAACUCAAAGGUGGUUGCCUUUAUGAAGUCCCCGGUGGGCCGGUUCCUGGACAGGCAUCCUUUCCUGGCUCUCACCGUGCUGAUGUUUGUUACCAUGUCAGCCAUCCCUGUUGGCUUCUUCCUGCUCAUCGUGGUGCUCACCUCCCUGGGUGCUCUUAUGGGGGCCAUAUUACUGGAAGGCCUGGUCAUCUCUGUUUUCGGUCUCUCACUGCUCUGCGUCCUCUGUGGCCUGGGCUUCCUGUCGCUUGCCUUGUCGGGGAUAGCCAUGAUGUCCUACGUGGUAGUCUCCUGCCUCAUGAGCUACUGGUUUUCUCCCAGAGAUGGAGACAGCCCAGGGCUGGUACAACCACUUUAUGGUGUCAGCAGCAUACCCAGCGCCUUCUGCCUUUCUGCACUGCCAUUCCUAGCCCACGGGUUUGCUUCCUUGUGGCCGUAAGAUAACUGCUACAGCUCCAGCAGGCCACCGACACUGCAAAAUGCCAACGUUGACUGUCAGCUGGCUAUGAAGUUCACAGGGUCUGAAAAGCUCGGACUUUGAGGGGCAUGGCGAGGAAUGACUGGCCAAAUGGAACUAAAGAUUGCGUUCUAAGCAUCGAGAGGAGAGCUCUUCCCCUCACCUCUCAGGACUGUAGUCCAGAGAUAGGGCUGGACGGGAGCCCUGCGUCUCCACUCACUGUGUCCAAACUCCCGCAGUAGCCAGGGUGGCCUCCCCACCCCUCACGGUUCCCCAGUUUGCAGCCUUGAACUUAGCAGAGUGGUGAGCUUCUAGAACUGGGAAGCUUGACCGUUAGAGCCUCUGGGGUGAGUCCCAGGACCUAUCUGCGGGUAAGAUAGAUUGUAUUUGAAGUUUAGUUGCAGUUUGGAGGUGGGGCAGGGAUGAAGAGGAGAUUUUUUUUUCCCAGUCAUUUGAAAUAAGAGGUUAAAAAAAUAAUCCAAAGAGAGCCAGUGCUUACUCACUUUUUAUCAGAAGAGCAUCAGCAUUUGGAAAUCGUGAUCUUUUAAAACUUGAAAAGCUGUCCUAACCCUGCGGCCAGGAGUCCUUUAGGAAAAGUCUCAAGGCCUAGUCUAUUGCGUGCCUUGAUCUUUGACAUAUUUGCACUUGAUAUGUUAAUAUUGUUUAAAGAGUUUGCUUCUGCCAAGCCAUUUCUUAACAAACCAAUAAAACCAAAUGCAUACUGAAGACUACAAAGCAAGCCAACGCCUGUGUAAUGAUCUCUACUUCAUUUACUAUGGUAUUUUAUUAAAUAUUUAUUUGCUUCUU